Candidula unifasciata is the source of this 2175-nucleotide messenger RNA. Lineage: Eukaryota; Metazoa; Mollusca; Gastropoda; Stylommatophora; Geomitridae. The record is from the annotation of a GenBank genome assembly.
AUGAGCAGUAAAAUUCCUCGGAAAGCUUUAGCGAUCCAGGCUCGCAAAAAGAGAUCAAAGGCCAAGCCCCGAUUGAAACAAGAGGACAAGAAACGAACAUCAAAUGAUCCCAAGAAGCACCAUGAGCCUCACUACGAUGAGGAAGAGGAGGACGAGGAAGAGGAGAUCCUUGGGUCAGAUGAUGAUGAGCAGGAGGACCCCCGCGACUACUGCAAAGGAGGUUACCAUCCGGUGAAGAUUGGGGACCUGCUCAACAGCCGUUACCACAUUGUCCGCAAGUUGGGCUGGGGCCACUUCUCUACUGUCUGGCUGAGCUGGGAUCUCCACUGCAAGCGGUUUGUGGCUCUGAAAGUGGUCAAGAGUGCCCAGCACUACACAGAGACAGCUCUGGAUGAGAUCAAGUUAUUAAAAUGUGUUCGUGAAGCGGAUGAAAGUGAUCCUCACCGUGAAAAGGCCGUCCAGCUGCUGGAUGAUUUUAAAAUCUCAGGUGUUAAUGGAACCCACGUCUGCAUGGUGUUUGAGGUGCUGGGAAACAACUUGCUGAAGCUGAUUAUCCGCUCCAACUACCAGGGCAUCCCGUUACAUAAUGUCAAGCUGAUCAUUAGACAGGUUCUAGAAGGGCUGGAUUAUCUUCACUCUAAAUGUAAGAUCAUCCACACCGACAUCAAACCUGAGAACAUCCUCAUGUGUGUCGACGAGUCCCACAUCAGGAAGCUGGCCGCUGAUGCUAUAGAGUUUCAGAGACUGGGUCUCAAAUUGCCAGGAUCAGCUGUUAGUACUGCACCCAAAGAAAAGCCGCAAGACUUGUCAAAGAUGUCCAAAAAUAAGAAAAAGAAAAUCAAGAAGAAACAGAAAAAACAGGAACAGCUUCUGCAGAUACAGUUACAGCAGCUGGAGGAAUUGGACAGAGAGAAGGGUGCCGGUACUGGGCAGGAUGAGGUUGUCGCCAAAAUGGUCAACAGCGACAGCUCCAAUAAGCCAUUGAAUAAAGCAUGCAAGACCAGCGUCAUCAAAACAGCAGUGCCCGGCAGCGAUGGGGCCGGCGGAGACCACAACACUAAACUGGUCAAUGGUCAGCACUCGGCCACACAGGCCAAUGGAGAAAACAACAAUGCAGAAGGGAACAAAUCACAGUCACAUGAACAGAACAGCACACAAGUGAAUGGGAGCAAGAACAACAAAGUGACACAGGACAAACAGAAGUGUAAUUCCACAGGAAAUAAUGUUGAUGGUUGUUUAGUGGCCAAGGAGGCUCCAGUCCUCAAACCGUCAUGCCCUGAGAGCCCGACAGUUAACAAUAUCCACGCCACCAACGACAGCAGUGCUGACGAAGAUAACCACACCAGCUGCAACGACAGCAAUAGCUGCUCCUCCUCCUCCAAUGCCACAGACAAUAAAACUGACAGCUCCGCCACUAUCAUCCACUCGCCACCAGCUCCUCUGUGUAACGGGCAUGUGGCUCAACUGUCCAGAGACUAUACCUGCACCGAAGCAGUGGGCAGACGGAGCGAUGGGCAGCAGGUUCUCAGCAUCCAUAAGAAAGACAUUGUUGGAGCUCCAGAGAGCGACUGCUGCAUGAGCAAUGCUGUUGGCGGCGACAGCGGAGAGAACCCAGCAUCAGGCUGCCCUCGGGGGGAGCCUGAUUCUCUGCCGCUGGUGAAGAGUGCUUCGCUGGAUUCCUGUGAUGUUGAAGUGGAGGAUAUGCAGAUGGAAGGCACCCCAAAUGAAGCUAACACUCCAGUCAGUCACAAACUGGACCCAGUACAUGAGAUCUGUGAUGUCUUUCCUGUGAAAAUUGCUGACCUUGGCAAUGCCUGCUGGACUUACCACCAGUUUACAGAAGAUAUCCAGACAAACCCAGCAUUUGAACUGGCUACCGGUGAUUACCUGUUUGAGCCUCACAGUGGGGAGGAUUACACCAGGGACGAAGAUCAUCUGGCCCAUGUGAUAGAGCUGCUGGGCCCUAUACCACGCAAUAUAGCCCUGUCCGGCAAAUAUUCUAGGGAAUUCUUCAACAGAAGAGGUAAUAUUUAUAAAUGUUUCCUUGACCACUUAGCUCCAAGGUUGCCCCAGUCACAAGUACACAGAAUCUUCUGGGAGGUCAGAUGGCAGGACAGUGGGAGACUGACCACCUCAGCAUCAACUUGCUUAGUUAAGAAUGUGUGGCCAAGCUGA